Molecule: messenger RNA, 1093 nt
Organism: Filobasidium floriforme
Lineage: Eukaryota; Fungi; Basidiomycota; Tremellomycetes; Filobasidiales; Filobasidiaceae
Exons: 3
Coding region: 274-1014 (246 amino acids)
Source: RefSeq, a predicted model, not a curated record
GCUGCAAGGAAGCCCAUGUUCGGAGAGAUCAGCGUUGGAAGCACGCACCUCGGCCAAUUUCGUCAUGCCGGAGGGUAGAGAUGACCCUUGGCAUGGGAUCCUUCUUUGUCUGUCCGGCACGAUUAGAGGCUCAAGGUACAUCCGCCCGUAUACAUAUAUAAGGGGUCCCGGUCUGAGGACCUCGUCUUCUUCGACAGUGUAAUUUCGACUCCAUCAACCCUCAUCUCACGACAAACAAUUACCAACUCUCACCGGACCAAGACCUUUCCGAGCAUGACCACCGUACUCCAAUACAACUUUACCUCUGAGAACGUCCCAGGGGCUUAUUACGGUCUCCUCCCCGAGCUCCCGCACGCCCAGUUGUCGAUGCCGAACGGGUCCAUCGAUGUACAAUACAAUUACACAAGCGCAGACUUGUCGAAUGACGGAAACGCCACUCGGUGGGAUUCCCUCUAUACGAUCUAUUUCAACCGACCGGAUUCCGAGAGCGUCUACCCAUCGCCUUCUGGGUAUCAGUAUAGCCUGACCCUCUUCUAUGGGCAUAGUACAUUCGGUCCUGCAACACCGACAACUUUCACUACGACGAGUGGUCCGUGGUACUACAAUGACACCAUUUACCUGUUCGCUCCCGGAGACAGCUUUGUCCCCCAAUUGAUCGAGUUGUCCGAAGAUGGUUCCACGCCCACUGGGAAUCGAUUCUUUGGUCAGAACAUCACUCUGGUCAGGAACGAGACACUACCGAUCACGACGACACAAGUAGCCUCAGACGAGAUUUCGAAGUUGUUAGGAACCCGAACGGCUACUGCAACGUCGUCAAGGGCUCCUCCAGCUACGACUUACCCUUGGACCGCCGAGGCUGCCACGACUACCGCUGCUGCUGCUAGUGGAGGAGAGAGUUCGCCGGCGCAGACUUCGGCACCGGCGAACGCGGGGUCGCGAUCUACCAAGGGAUCCUCCUUGCUGCAGAUCGGUACUGCCUUGUUGUUGAUCAGCGCUGCAGUCGGAGCGUUUUGAAGAGGCCCCGUCUGAGCCAGGCCUUCGACUUCUUUCGACCUGCUUCCCAAUCCGAUGGCGAAUACCAUGAUACCCUAAG